AUGACAUUAACCGACAAAUUUAGACGGAAGAAAUUGCUAAUGAUAUCUUCGUUCGUAUUCUGCAUCGGUGUUGUAAUCCAGACUAUUAAUACGCACUCACUUGCGGCGUUCUACGUUGCAAGAGUGAUCGCUGGGCUUGGACUUGGCGCAGCGACAGUCGCUGUGCCGAUGUUCAAUAGCGAAAUGAUGCCGAAAGAGAUGCGUGGCCAGGUCGGAUCAUUCUUUCAAUGGUUCUAUACGUUUGGGAUAUUCGUAUCGUAUUGGGUGGACUAUGGUGUAGCGAGAGGCAUCUCGUCAACAAAUUCCUCCCAAUGGCAAAUCCCAGUUGGCCUUCAGCUUGCACCGGCCGUCUUCCUCGGCUUAGGGAUGUUGACAGUCCCUGAAAGUACACGAUGGCUUACCAAAAAGGGUAGACAUGAAGAGGCUUGGAAAAGUCUCCAGUGGAUUCGAGCUGAUGAUUCUCAAGCGACCGCUGAUGAGAUGGAAGAGAUUCGCUCUGGUGUCACUGCAGAGACCACUGCCACCGAAGGUUUUCAAAUACGAGAACUCCUAGACGGAGAGAACUUCAAGCGGAUAUUUGCCGCUUUCGCUAUAUUUACAGCGCAGCAAGCGACUGGAGCGACGGCUUUUGCCUACUUCGGACCCCAAUACUUUAAUCUCAUUGUUGGUAACGGCGAGCAAAGCCUCUUAUUAACGGCUAUAUUUGGAGCCGUGAAAGUUGUAGCCUGUGGCGUCUUUGUCUUAUUCUUCUCGGGGCGUCUUUCUCGACGUCAGGUCUUAAUUGGCGGUGCCGCCUUCAUGGCUGCUUGUCAAAUCACUACAGCCGCCGUCGUAAAGUCCUUCCCGGCCCCGAAAGAAGGAGGAAAUACUAUAGCUCCAUCCGGCAUUGCUACCGUCGCUCUCAUUUAUUUAUUUGUUAUCGCAUAUAACUUUAGCUGGGGACCAAUGCCUUGGCCAUAUCUUUCCGAGAUUUUCCCCGCAAGAAUCCGAGAGCCUGGUGUGGCUGUCGGUGUUGCCUCACAGUGGCUAUUCAACUUCAUCUUCUCAUUGACAACCCCUUACAUGAUUUCUUCUCUGGGAUGGGGAACAUUCUUACUAUGGGGUAUUUUCGACGCCGUUAUCGCGGUUCUUGCUUUCGCAUUUCUUAAAGAGACUAGGGGGCUAUCACUUGAGGCGAUUGCGCGGCAACGAUUCAAGGCGGAUAGUGCGUCUGACAAUACGGCGGAUACGACUAAAGACGUAUUCGCAGAACAUCACGAAGGUUAAGCAAUCUGCUCUAAGAUAUCUCAGGAGGGUGGUCCUAUGAAGCGUACCAUAUCAAGUUUCAAUCCCUGCCAAGUCUUUAGCAAGUUCUAUUUAAUACUAGUCACUAAUGGGUCAUUUCGGCUCAUUACUUACCGAAUAUUACCUGAAUCUAAG
Molecule: messenger RNA, 1419 nt
Organism: Daldinia loculata
Lineage: Eukaryota; Fungi; Ascomycota; Sordariomycetes; Xylariales; Hypoxylaceae
Product: general substrate transporter
Exons: 5
Coding region: 1-1266 (421 amino acids)
Biological process (GO): transmembrane transport; carbohydrate transport
Cellular component (GO): membrane
Molecular function (GO): carbohydrate:proton symporter activity
Source: RefSeq, a predicted model, not a curated record